Messenger RNA from Aureobasidium pullulans EXF-150, 810 nucleotides. RefSeq lists its product as uncharacterized. Gene Ontology annotation, cellular component: Ino80 complex. NCBI's taxonomy places the organism in Eukaryota, Fungi, Ascomycota, Dothideomycetes, Dothideales, Saccotheciaceae. The coding region runs from base 1 to 810 and encodes 269 amino acids. Gene Ontology annotation, biological process: chromatin remodeling. The record is from RefSeq and is a predicted model, not a curated record. The transcript is spliced from 2 exons.
AUGGCAACAACUCCUUCGCAAAAAGCCUCAGCUAAAUCGUCUGUCAAACCGAACAAGCUCGUCGUUCUUCGUAUAGCUCCCCAUCUGUUGAAGAAGUUCAGCCCGCUGUCUGAAGACGUCUCUGAGCCAUCGCCCACCGCCUCUCCUGCGCCUGCUUCAACCCCCCUCAUCAACGCUCCGGCACCAGAAGCUUCAGAAACAAAUGGCACUCCUGUCCCCGGCACCGAUGCCACUGCCACAGACAACAACUCCCUAGCUCCUCCCCCAGCUACCAACGGCAAGAGGAAGGGUGUUCCCGGCCCCAAGCCUGGCACAAAACGAACUGCAGCACAGGCUGAAGCAGGUCCAAAUGCAAAGCCUAGAGGAAAGCCUGGCCCCAAGAAAAAGCCUCGUCUGGCUGACGGAACCAUUGACAGAACUGCCGAGGGCACAAAGAAGGGACCAUUCGGUGGUGUAGCUCCUAUUGCUACCCACAAGCUAGGUCCCAAGGCCAACACCGGAGCCAUCAACGCUGGCCUCCGCGCGCUCGAUAGAUCUGGCAAGCCAUGCCGCAGAUGGGAGCGCAAGGGUCUCCAGCUUAAGAGCAUAUCCGGCGUUGCGUGGUCAGUCGGAUCGUGGGCUGCACCACUCAAAGACAACUCUUCUUUCAGUGGAGAUGUCAAGAGCGAGAACUCGUCGAGCAGCCAAGCCGACAACGUCAGACUCGCGAGCAGCGCAAUCCCCAGCGAUAGGAGCAAUAGCGGUGAAGGGGCCAAGCAGGACAAUGCUCUCGAGAGCUCGCCUGCCCCGGUAUUGGCCAUCGAGGCAUGA